Molecule: messenger RNA, 1901 nt
Organism: Elaeis guineensis (African oil palm)
Lineage: Eukaryota; Viridiplantae; Streptophyta; Magnoliopsida; Arecales; Arecaceae
Product: probable pectate lyase 8
Molecular function (GO): pectate lyase activity
Source: RefSeq, a predicted model, not a curated record
CUCCCUCGCAUCACAACUGCGCUUUUCUCCGCAGUCCUCCCAAUCUUUUCCUUUUUAUCCCCUCUGGGAAUAGAGGGGACAAAGAGAAAUAGAUCUGAGAGCAAAGCAGGUGAGUGAGAAAGAGGGAGAGAGGCGAGACGGCAAUGGCGGUGGUGUCUCUGAGGUGGCUCCCGUUGCUGGCUUUCGGGCUCCUGGUGCUUCUUGCCGGCAGCCUCGGGUGGAUCGGCGGCGAGAAAGCUUCCGUCCCAAGGGUUGGAGAGAAGGCGAGGGCGAGGAGGAGUUUGAGAGCUGCGCCGACCAACGAAACUUCCUCCACUACUCCUGAGAGGGCUGGGCAGGAUGUGGUGUUGGGCACAGUCGACGAUCCGGAAUUGGUCGCAUCCGAAGUCCUCAUGAGCAUCAAGAACCACACAAUGCGGCGGUCGCUGGGGUACCUGUCAUGCGGUACCGGCAACUCCAUCGACGACUGCUGGCGGUGCGACCCGAAGUGGCACCGCAACCGCAAGCGGCUGGCCGACUGCGGCAUCGGGUUCGGGCGGAACGCCAUCGGGGGCCGUGACGGGCGCUACUACGUGGUCAGCGACCCCGGCGACGAUGACCCCGUCAACCCCCGCCGCGGUACCCUCCGCCACGCCGUCAUCCAGGACGAGCCCCUCUGGAUCGUGUUCAAGCGCGACAUGGUCAUCACCCUCCAGGAGGAGCUCAUCAUGAACAGCUUCAAGACCAUCGAUGGCCGCGGCGCCAACGUCCACAUCGCCAACGGCGCCUGCAUCACCAUCCAGUUCGUCACCAACAUCAUCAUCCACGGCCUCCACAUCCACGACUGCAAGCCCACCGGCAACGCCAUGGUCCGCAGCUCCCCCUCCCAUUACGGCUGGCGCACCAUGGCCGACGGCGACGGCGUCUCCAUCUUCGGCUCUAGCCACAUCUGGGUCGACCACUGCUCCCUUUCUAACUGCGCCGACGGCCUUAUCGAUGCCAUCAUGGGAUCCACCGCAAUCACCAUCUCCAACAACUACUUCACUCACCACAAUAAGGUGAUGCUAUUGGGUCACAGCGACUCCUAUAAGAGAGACAAGGCGAUGCAGGUGACUAUCGCCUUCAACCAUUUCGGUGAAGAUCUCAUCCAGAGAAUGCCAAGGUGCCGGCACGGAUAUUUCCAUGUGGUGAACAACGACUACACCCACUGGGAGAUGUACGCCAUCGGCGGCAGCGCAGAGCCAACCAUAAACAGCCAGGGGAACAGAUACCUUGCCCCUGCUAAUCCCUUCGCCAAGGAGGUGACAAAGAGGGUUAAUACGGAGGGGAGAGUGUGGAAGAACUGGAACUGGAGGUCAGAGGGGGACCUUCUUUUGAAUGGUGCCUACUUCACUCCGUCUGGAGCUGGAGCCUCCGCAAGCUAUUCAAGGGCCUCCAGCCUCGGUGCCAAGUCCUCUUCCAUGGUUGCCACCAUCACUUCCGACGCUGGGGCACUUCAGUGCCGCAAGCAUGCCCAGUGCUAGUUUGCACAUUUUUUAUGUUUGCACAGUCGAUUACACCAGUCUCCAUUUGCCGUUCUCAACCUCCCCUGCUUCCACCGUUAUGUCUGGAGCAGGCGUGAUGCGUUGCUGAUUUGUUGUUUCUUUUUUUUUUUUCCCCUUUUCUAUUUUUACGUCAUUGUUCUGAUGCCUUGUCUGUGUUUGGUCAAUCCACAGCGCUAGCUCUCCUUCCACCAUCUGGUGUUGAAUGGUUUUUUGAUAUUUUAUUUCCUUUUUUUGGUUUUUCUCUUUAAUUUCCAAUACAUGCAUAGCAUGAUGCCGGUUGGGUCAUGUUGUAGUAGGUGCAUGGCUAUUUCUAGGGAGGAAAAUAGUAUUUGUAAUAUGAAUUUUGCUUCCGUAUCUAAGGCAUUCUGUUCAAUCUUC